UGCGGCGGGUGCAGAGACGGACUGCCAUUUGAUAGUCUCUCUCUCUCUAUCUAAAUAGUACACGCUCUGUCCACUUCCCGGUAAGUCUCCCUGAUCGGCGCAGAUGGCGGACUCCUUCCUCUCCGACAAAUCGGCGAAGGUCUUUGUGGCCGGCCACCGAGGCCUGGUCGGCUCCGCCAUCGUCCGCCGCCUCCGGCACCUGGGGUUCGCUAACCUCGUCCUUCGCACCCACGCCGAGCUCGACCUCACCCGCCAGUCCGACGUCGAGGCUUUCUUCGCCACCGAGAAGCCGCGGUUCGUCAUCCUCGCCGCGGCUAAGGUCGGUGGGAUCCACGCCAACAGCACCUACCCCGCUGAUUUCAUCUCCAUCAACCUCCAGAUUCAGACCAACGUGAUAGAUUCCGCUUACAAGCACGGGGUGAAGAAGCUGAUCUUCUUGGGCUCGUCCUGCAUUUACCCUAAGUUCGCCCCUCAGCCCAUCCCCGAAGAUGCUCUGCUCACGGCGCCUCUCGAGCCCACCAAUGAGUGGUACGCUAUAGCAAAAAUUGCUGGGAUCAAGAUGUGCCAAGCAUACCGGAUACAGUAUGUUUGGGACGCAAUCUCUGGAAUGCCCACGAACUUGUACGGUCCUUGCGACAAUUUCCAUCCUGAAAACUCCCACGUCCUGCCUGCACUGAUGAGGAGGUUUCAUGAGGCGAAGGUGAACGGAGCGAAGGAGGUAGUAGUGUGGGGCACCGGGAGCCCGCUCCGAGAGUUUUUGCACGUGGAUGAUCUAGCAGAUGCGGUGGUCUUCCUGAUGGAGAAGUACAGCGGGCUGAGCCACGUGAAUGUUGGGAGCGGGAAGGAGGUGACUAUCAAGGAGUUGGCCGAGCUGGUAAAGGAGGUGGUAGGAUUCGAGGGCGAGCUCGUCUGGAACUCAUCGAAGCCUGAUGGGACUCCGAGGAAGCUCAUGGACAGCUCGAAGCUCGCGGGUUUGGGUUGGACCCCAAAGAUUUCCCUCAGGGACGGGCUCCGCGACACAUACCAGUGGUACUUGGAGAAUGUAAAGCAGUGAUUGCAAAUGGUCCGUGUUUACAUCUGUAUUACGUCAUCUUUGGUCCAUCAUUUAUUCUAUUGCCUUCAGUUAUUGAUGCUGCAAGUCGUCUGUGUUUACAUCUGUAUUACGUCAUCUUUGGUCCUUCAUUUAUUCUACUACCUUCAGUUAUUGAUGCUGCAGGAGAGGAUCCGCUUGUUGUAAUCGUUUUGAUUCUGAAAUUAUUAUCUGAACUGAUGAUUAUUGUUUUCAGAACAAUAAAGUCAUGAGCCACUCAGAUGUUUGUCACUUGUA
Molecule: messenger RNA, 1327 nt
Organism: Punica granatum (pomegranate)
Lineage: Eukaryota; Viridiplantae; Streptophyta; Magnoliopsida; Myrtales; Lythraceae
Source: RefSeq, a predicted model, not a curated record